UCCAGAUUUGAGUAGGCAGAACGAGCAUUGCGGACAUAGGGCGUGGGAUGAUUGUUGCCUUCUGCAAAUGUCGCACCUACGAGAUUAUGCUUCAGAGUAGCACUUUGGUCCGGAGGAGAUGUGGGCCAAUCGCUUCUUGAUUCCAAGAGUCGAAGCGUGGAGAAAAUCGAUCAACACAGCAGCUCCCCAGCGGAGCGCUGUACGUCUUAUCCACGUGCGACCCGAGUUCUCAGUUGUCUAAGUACUCGAGUAUAAGGAAGGGUUCUUGCGCGCGUUCCCCCCGCGAACCACCCUCCGUCUUGUCUCUUCCUACUGACGGUUGUUGUCCACAUUCCACAAAGCUCGCUAUGGUCAUGGACACCCUUCGCGAGUCGCUCUUCGGCCAAACCAUGCGUUUCCUCACAGGCGACCGUGUAUUUCUCUAUCCCGAAGAACGAGAUCCCCAGGUCUGGUAUACGUACAUCAAUUCCGUCAAAUCCAGCAACCUAGCGAUCUACGGAAAUAUCAACCCAGACCCAGUCGAUGUGACCCCGCCUUCGUUCAUCCCUCCGGCACAGAUUACAGGGUCACACACCCACGUCGACGAGGUUCCGCUGGAGGCGUUGGAGAUCGUUCGACCUCCCCUUCCCGGUAACGAGUCCCGGGACUCGUUGGCGACUCAAGUCGAUCCUUUCGAGCAAAACAGGAAGAAGGAGAAAAUAGAGAUAAAUUACGAGAAGGAUGCUCUUCUUAUUGAUUUUGCGGAGAAUGACCCCGCCAACCCUUAUAAUUGGUCACUAGGAAAGAGGAGCUUCAUCACUGGAUUGCUCUGUCUGUUGACGGUGGCAAUCUAUAUCGGAAGUGCGAUCUACUCUCCAGGUAUACCAGAUGUCAUGGUCCAGUUCGGUAUCAGCCAAGUCGCGGCCACACUCGGACUUACGCUCUUCAUUUUGGGCUAUGGUAUCGGUCCUAUGUUGUGGGGCCCGAUGAGCGAAAUUCCCCAAGUUGGAUUCAACUUGCUCUACAUCCCGACACUCCUCAUAUUCGUCGUAUUUCAAGUCCCCACCGGUCUAUCUGUCAAUCUUGGCAUGUUGCUCGUCUUUCGAUUCCUGUCCGGCUUCUUCGGCUCUCCUGUACUUGCCAACGGUGGCGCGUCUAUAGCCUACAUGUUUUCGGCUCAAAAACGCGCUUACCCGAUCGUGGUAUGGGGUGCCACAGCUGUUUGUGGGCCAGUUCUUGGUCCCGUUGUCGGAGGGUUCGCUGCACAGGCAAAGGGCUGGAAGUGGACGAUCUGGGAGCUUUCGUGGCUCUCCGGAUUCACUCUCAUCGUCAUCUUCUUCUUCCUCCCCGAAACAAGUCACGCCAACAUCCUCUACCGCCGCACACACCGCCUCCGCAAGCUCACCGGGCGCCCCAAUCUUCGCUGUGAGUCCGAGCUCAUCAACGAGCAGAACAAUCACCUCUUGCACGACAUCGCCAUCUCCACCGCCCGCGGAUUCGCACUGAACUUCCAAGAGCCGAUCGUCUUCUUCCUCAACAUCUACACCUGUCUUAUUUAUGGCCUGAUUUACGCCUGGUUCGAAUCCUUUGCCGUCGUCUUCGGCGAGAUCUACGGAUUCUCGCUACCUAUCGAGGGCUUGAGCUUCGUCGGCAUCCUCGUCGGAGUCAUCAUCGCCGUACCCCCUUACUGCGCGUACAUCUACUACGUGCAGGAGCCGAAGUUCAAUGAGAAAGGAGAGCUCAAACCGGAGCAUAGGCUGCCACCGGCAUUUGUGGGGGCAUUUUUAGUCCCCAUAUCAUUGUUCCUCUUUGGAUGGACUGGUAGGGCGAGCAUUCCGUGGAUUGUACCCAUUAUCGGGAGCUCGAUAUUCAUUGGUGGUGCCAUGCUGCUCUUCAUGGCGGUAUUGAAUUACUUGGGCGACGCAUACCCUGCUUAUGCCGCCUCUGUCCUUGCGGGCAACGACUUCAUGCGCUCGACUUUCGGAGCAGCGUUCCCACUGUUCGCGACACAGAUGUACCACAAGCUCGGCGUCGGUUGGGCGAGCACUCUUCUCGCAUUUUUGGCAAUCCUCUUCAUUCCGAUCCCCUUCGUGCUUCACAGGUAUGGCGAGAGGAUCAGAAUGGCAAGUCCGAGAGCAAGACACGAUAUCUGAAGGACAUGAUAUCGACGGCCUUUACUCAUGACGUGGCAAUUCAGUGCUCAACAUCAUACCGUUAGCAAGCUUGCUCGCGCCCCACAUUCUCACCUUCCGGCAUAAUAAUUACUUGUAUAUUUCUUCGAUCUAUUAUUGUUCCCAUGGAGCACUACAUACUAGUGGACGAUCUCUGACGAACUCCUGUUGACGCUCCAUACAUGUCCUCGUUAACUUAUCUCACCGACGGUUCUGACUUAGUCGACCUAUGAAGUCUGUCGGACGAACUUACGCUCUCUGAUUGCUGUACCUCACAAGCUAUCAUGUCAUGUUUCGUCCUGUUAUUUAUGGUGGCUCGUACCUAGUAAUAUUUUUGAAUGACAGCGUUUCGUGUCCACAGACGCGAUAACCAC
Molecule: messenger RNA, 2524 nt
Organism: Stereum hirsutum FP-91666 SS1
Lineage: Eukaryota; Fungi; Basidiomycota; Agaricomycetes; Russulales; Stereaceae
Product: MFS general substrate transporter
Exons: 7
Coding region: 348-2132 (594 amino acids)
Biological process (GO): xenobiotic detoxification by transmembrane export across the plasma membrane
Molecular function (GO): fluconazole transmembrane transporter activity
Source: RefSeq, a predicted model, not a curated record